This is a messenger RNA of Neurospora crassa OR74A, 1524 nucleotides long. RefSeq lists its product as hypothetical. Gene Ontology annotation, molecular function: acyltransferase activity, transferring groups other than amino-acyl groups. Bases 94 to 1524 code for a protein of 476 amino acids. The transcript is spliced from 3 exons. Lineage: Eukaryota; Fungi; Ascomycota; Sordariomycetes; Sordariales; Sordariaceae. The record is from RefSeq and is a predicted model, not a curated record.
ACCGACGUCACGCAAAAUACAUAUCUCUUGACAACUCCUGCUCCCUACCGACGCCACCACAACCACCACCACAGCCAAAACAACCAAAACAAAAUGACAGUGUCCACUGAAGUUCACCUCCUCGACACCCCCCUCCCCUCUCCCUCCCUCUUGAACCUCUUAUCCAACCACCUCCCCCACUCCCUCCCCGUCCUCCGCCGUCUUCAAUACGCCGCCAAUUUUUCUUCGGACUCGGACAACAACGCACCAGGCACGACUCCCUACAGCCAUGUUCUCUAUGCAUCCAAGUAUUCGGUUGAGGAGUGUCUGGGUCUUUCCAAGACAGCCGCAACUCCGUCAUCGGCAUUUACAUCCACAUGUACUCAACCCCAAGAGAAGCAGCAGCAGCAGCAGCAGCAGCAGCAGAACAAGAAUGGGAACGGGAAUGGGAAUGAGAAUGGGAAUGGGAAUGCGGAUGCGAAUGGGUCAAAGCCCAGAAAGGGAAAAAAAGAGGGACGCAAACACUUUGCCGCGGCGUUUGUGGACCUGAGUCGGUUUCCCGAGACGCAGGCGUGGGUUUAUUCUACACUUGAAGAUCACUGUUUUUUUGAUCCUGGUGUGGGAACUGGUACGACCAUGGAUGGAUCGACAACAUCGACAACAUCGAUGACGACAACAUCGGAGGAAGUGUUCGGUUCCCAAUCACAGUCUCAUUCCUUACUACCGGAAGAGGAAGCUCAAGAGUGCGACGAGCUCAUGUUGGUCCUCUUGAGAAGGAUGCGCACCAUUGCUUUGCAGAUGCCUUUGGUUUUAGAGGGUAGUGCAAGUGAGCAAAGACAAAAGAACUGGACUGAGGCGAGGGAGUAUCUCCUCAUGAAUGCCGCGGGAAACAAGAACGAAGGGCCGGGACCAAAGGUGAUGAUUGGGAGUUUGGCGGAGAUCCAUCGCCAUCGAUUGUUUUUAUUGGAUCCUAAGGGAGGAAGGGUCCACAUGCACAAGACGGCGAAUAUCCCGGAGGAGAUUGAGUGGGAGGUGUGUCAGAAGUGGUUGUUUCGGACGGAAGCGUUGGUGUCGUCGUCGUCGUCGUCGUCGUCGGAGAAGGAGGAGGAGGGGCAGUUGGGAACGACGCUGGAAAAAGAAAAGGGGCUGGUGUGGGAUCGGGUGAGGACAAAGGAGGAUGUAAGGUUGGUGCAGAGCCGGACGAGUAUCAAAAGGCAGGAGGAUACGCUUUUGGGACUUCCUAGUGUGGCGGUACGGGAUGGAGAAGGGGGGAGGAUGGUGGCGUGGGGGUUCAUGGCGUUUGAUGGGACGUUGAUGACGUUGCAUGUUGAGGAGCAAUACCGCGGAAAGGGACUGGCAAAGGCGGUGGCUUGUAAAGUCAUGAGGGAUCAUGUCAAGGAUUAUGGCGAUGAUGGGUGGGGAGCUGCGGAUGUUUUUCUGGAGAAUUAUAGGAGUCAGGGGGUUUGUAAGAGUAUUGGAGGGCGGGUUGGGUGGUUGUUGUCUUGGGCCGUGGUGGACCUGGCUACAGUUGGCGAUGCCUUGUAG